AUGUGUGAAAUCAUGUCUUUUCCCCUUAAGACUACAAUAGUUGAGUUGUACUCUUUAUGGUCAAGUGGAGAUUCUACUAUAGGGAAUUCUGGGAAUAGAGCUUGUUUAAAUAUAAUACCUAUGGGAAAAAGAGAUUAUCAAAAUUCUAUUGCCUGCACGUUUAUGCAAAAAUUAAGCAAUAAUUUUCAAUCUACCAUUGGCAUAUCAUAUGAAUCUUUUUAUGGUAGAAAGUACCAAUCACCAAUUCACAGGAAUAAAGUUGGCGAGAAGAGGGUUUUAGGAUCAGAAGUUAUUGAAUGGACAAUUCAAGCAAUAGAUAAGAUCAUAGCUAGCAAAAAGAUGAUGGACGAAACGGAAUUAUGGGAAAAUAUGAGAAAGGAAGGUUUGUUCCCUGAUUCUCAAACAUAUGCUGAAGUUAUUCGUGGUUUCUUGGCAUAUGGGUCUCCUGCUGAUGCCAUGAAUAUUUUUGAGGACAUGAAGAAGUCUCCAGAUCCACCUGAGGACUUGCCAUUCAGGAUAUUAUUGAAGGGGCUACUGCCACAUCCCUUGUUGAGGAAUAGGGUGAAGCAGAAUUUUGAGGAAAUAUUUCCCGAUCAGCGUGUUUAUGAUCCUCCAGAAGAGAUAUUUGGAUUACGAUGAGAGACUGUUCUAAUUAUGUGGUUCCCAUUGGGAAAUAAACAUGUCUUUCCUGGAGUAGUUAGUAGAUUGUGUUUCAGCUUCGGAAAAUUCUAAUUUUGAUGGAGAGAGAAGUUGUAAUUCAAUUGCUUCUAGCUGAGGUUCUCGGCUAUUUAAACGAGAUGAAGAAAGUUAUUUCGUUAGUGAAGUUACUUCUGGAAUUUUCCUUAUCUGUUAGCAACACGAGCAGUUCACCAUGAUAUUGGUUACUUGAAGAGCAGCUUUUGAUCUCCCUUUUUACAUUAGGUUGACACACUGCAGAAGAACUAUGCACCUUUCGGGAUGUGAUAUAUUUUAGUCGUGCAUUAUUUACCCUUUGGAAUUAGAUUUGGACUUGGAUAGUAUAAUUUUACCCGUUUGUGGGUAUAGUGCAUGAUUUGCUAUGUUUACAUUUUCGCAAUAUGACCAAUUAUGAUCAUAUUUUUUGGCUAGAGAUAUAAAUUUGAUUGAACCCCCCUCAGUGUUUACUAUUUUUUAUCUUUUUCAUCUGCACGAACCGGAUCUCAUUUGGCCCGUUAGAAAAGCAAGUCGUGCAAGGCCGGUCCGGGUUGUACACCUCCAAAACUCGAGGAAAUUGGCCGCCACACCCAAUUCAAAAUAUUCUUGUUCUUCAUCAUUAACAGGAAAUCAGAGAGAGAGAGAGAGAGAGAGAGAGAGAGUGGCGUCUACAGUGAAGUAUGUUCGCGUCCCACCGAACUCGGCAAACAUGGAGGCGGCGCGGAAGCGGGUGUUUGAGUUCUUCAAGACGGCGUGUAGAUCCAUCCCUACCUUCAUGGAUAUCUACGUCCUCGACGACGUCGUCAAACCCUCCCAGCUUCGCUCCACCGUCGCCUCUGAGAUCCGCAAGAACGCUCAUGUCACUGAACCCAAGAUGCCCUCCAUCUAAAUUACAUUUCUAAUAUGCAUGUUAAAUUUACCUUUUCUUUUGGGUGUUCUUAAUGUUCAAUUCAGACGUUAUACUUGUGUCUUUGAAAGAGAUCAAACGCAUCUGAAUGAAGAAUUCUUGGGGAGUUUUUAUGAGUUGCACAUUUAAAUAAGAUUGAAUUAUUUACUAGA
Olea europaea var. sylvestris is the source of this 1731-nucleotide messenger RNA. RefSeq lists its product as uncharacterized. The record is from RefSeq and is a predicted model, not a curated record. Lineage: Eukaryota; Viridiplantae; Streptophyta; Magnoliopsida; Lamiales; Oleaceae. The transcript is spliced from 5 exons. The coding region runs from base 1 to 639 and encodes 212 amino acids. Gene Ontology annotation, molecular function: protein binding.